AUGAGAAACAGCUGAGACACACCCGUAACAAUUGAAUCGUUUAACCCGAUUUUAUUAGCGGGUUACGCGAGCGGGAAACUCGCCAGAAAGAGCGAUCGCGUUUUAUAGUCCGAUCGGACGCGUAGAAUCGUAUCCCACCGCGGAUUACACCGAUAAAAAAAAAUGCAUAUCUGCUGAACACAUUCUCGCAAAGUACAUUUGCUUUUCUAUCCAAAGUGAACGCACGGUCGGAUACUUGGCGCAAUUAGUUCUGUUCGAGAGCAACAAGGAGCAUCUGACGGAGAACGAGCUACCUAAAUCGACUGGGGUUUCUAUUUUCGUCCUGAGAGAAGCGGGACGAACUUCAUCACGUCGAGCACAGUCGUCUCUUCAGCUCGUCGCGUCGGAUAUGCCCACUAGUGACCGGGAUCAUGACAAGAUCGCCACGACGACCGGUGAGAGCCCGAAGCCCUUCUUGCGUUACAUCCGGUAGUGUUAACCCAAUAUACUUCGAAGUCGAAGUAAUUCUGCAUAGUGAGUUAACGAAGUGGAGUACAUAGGAGCAAAUGAGAGUCAUCCCACGAGUUCCUAUCCAGAUUACCGAACAAAACGAUAUGCGGACAUAGUUAUCGCAAAUUGUAUGUAUAAUGUGUUAUGCAUGAAUUUUAGACGAGUUUCAUGUAUUAUAAGUAUCUAAUUGUAAGUACAAGCAGACAUUUUAAUAUCUAUUUUCUCAAUGACAUAUACUAGAUAAGUCACGUUCUCGCCGGCAACUUUGUGGUGGUGUGUAGCAUAUCGUAAUUAUUUUCAAAAAAAACUACUGAAUACGAUCCUUCGUUUUCUUCUUUCUUCGUCUUAUCUGUAACCAGAUGGUACUUUCUGCACAUAGCACUAACGAACCCGCCGAUUUCGAUAGAGCCAUCUCUACGACCGGCUAUGGGUUAUUUAAUGUAUUGCUGCUACUGGCGGUGUUGCCAAUCGCGUGGACCGCCACUUUUGACACCACUUCCGGCGCAUUUAUCUUGGCAUCGGCCGAAUGCGAUCUCCAACUCAUCACGUUCUUUCGCAAAGGUGUACUAGUUGCAUUUCCUUACAUAGCUAUGAUAACAACGGGUUUUAUAUGGGACUACAUAACGCCCUACAUAAGUAUGAAAACACUGUUCAUACUCGCAUUAUUCGGUGAUUCGAUUUUGAACAUUGUAAGCAGUGGUGUACAAUCAUACUAUGCAUUUCUACUAGUCAAAUUUAUCAGCGGAAUCUUCGUAGGCGGUCCAUUGGCGAUGGUGAUGACGUAUCUAACGGAAUUUCAUUCCGCGAAGUACAAGCCCCGCUUCACCACAUGGACGGGAUUUCUCUUCGCGGUAGCGAACAUCGUACCAGCAGCUCUGGGUUUCACGAUACUACCGUUGGACUGGCACAUCGGCAUUCUUGGCCAAGAUUACGGCUCUUGGCGUAUAUACCUACUGAUCUGCUCAAUACCACCCGUCGUCGGCCUCGUGACGGCGACCAUGUUGCCGGAAAGCCCUAAGUAUCUCAUGGCAAUUGGCAGGUCAGAUGCUGCUCUGAAAUUGCUUAGAAGGAUGUAUUGUAUGAACACUAGGCAACCUGCGGAUACGUUCCCGAUAAAAGCGUUGUUCGUUCGGCAAAAGACGCAAUUGGCGCGUUCCGUGCUCGAUACGAGCCUCGAGAGGAUGCGCAUCUCGCUGUACAACACGAAGGUACUACUGACGACGACGGCCUACCUGCCCGCCUUCUGCUUCGUAAGUUUUCUCCAAUUUGGAAGUAUGCUCGGAUUCAACACGAUGAGGCUGUGGGUGCCGCAUCUCUUUAUCAUUCUCAACAACUUCGACGCGGAGAAAUGGACACCGGAGGAAAGGCAGCCGACCAUAUGUGAGAUGCUGGACCGUCGCGCGGCUUUACCGGGCAGGCAAUAUCUGAAUUGCUCGAACUUUGACGACGCGUGUUUCAGGUGGACUAUCAAUCCCUCGGUUUAUCAAAAUUCCACCAUCAUCGCAUCGUCAGCCGUUUUAUUCUCAUUUCUCGCCGGAUUUAUAAUGACUACCAAGCUUCGAAAACAGAUCAUAAUGCUCACGGCCCUCCUGAUAUCGGUGGCAAGCAGUUUCGGAAUAAAUUGGGCGCAGUCUCCGCCGUAUAUGCUGACGCUGGCGGCGGCGGUUAUCGUGACGACAAGAAUAGCGGGUAAUAUCGUUACCGCGGUGAAUGUCGACGUUAUUCCCGUCCCAUUAAGAGCCACAAGCACCAGCAUCCUCGUAAUCAUUGGAAAUAUUGCCGCUAUCGUGGGAAAUCUGAUUUUCUCCGCGCUUCUAGAUACCAAAUGCAUCAUCGCGUUCAUGGGAUUAGGUUGUUUUUUCUCCGUCUGCUUCUGCGUAUCUCUAUUCUUUCCGCAACCCGUGAAAGAAUUGCCAGCGAAACCUGCUGAAGUUAGCGAAAUAUCGAAAGCGUGAAGAAUGCAACACACAAAUACUUCGAAAUCAUCCGCAUAUCCACAGAAUUGUAAAUGUUCAAUUAAAUGUGUAGUUACUUGGAAAAGCUCUCGGUUGCUCUAGGCUGUGAUAUUUAUUAUCGAAGAAAGAAUUUAGGAAAAUAUAGUAACAAAUUCAACGUUAAAUAAAUCUGCCUCUCUUUCUUUCUUGUCGAAAGUAGAUGUAAUAUAAUUUUUUAUAGAACUUUACGACUGUCUCUUCUUUUAUCCUUUCCCGAUACUUCUUAGCCGAACAACGCAAUAUUUAAUGACUUACAAUAAAA
Temnothorax curvispinosus is the source of this 2745-nucleotide messenger RNA. Its product is annotated as synaptic vesicle glycoprotein 2C-like. The record is from RefSeq and is a predicted model, not a curated record. Gene Ontology annotation, cellular component: membrane. Gene Ontology annotation, biological process: transmembrane transport. Gene Ontology annotation, molecular function: transmembrane transporter activity. Bases 849 to 2444 code for a protein of 531 amino acids. The transcript is spliced from 13 exons. NCBI's taxonomy places the organism in Eukaryota, Metazoa, Arthropoda, Insecta, Hymenoptera, Formicidae.